Molecule: messenger RNA, 930 nt
Organism: Brassica rapa (field mustard)
Lineage: Eukaryota; Viridiplantae; Streptophyta; Magnoliopsida; Brassicales; Brassicaceae
Product: ADP-ribosylation factor 1
Molecular function (GO): GTP binding; GTPase activity
Source: RefSeq, a predicted model, not a curated record
UUAUAAUAAUAUGAUUUUGAAAACGUAUAUUGUCGUCCUUUUCUGGGGGGAUUGUUUUCAGUAACUCUCAAAGAAGAGAAAGAUCUGAAGAAGGUCGAAUGGUCGAGGAGAAUCUCUCUUAGACCGUUUGAUCUGAUCCGAAGAAGAAGAUGGGAAUCCUGUUCACGCGGAUGUUCUCUUCAGUGUUUGGCAACAAAGAAGCUCGUAUCCUCGUCCUCGGUCUCGACAAUGCUGGCAAAACUACAAUCCUCUAUCGGCUUCAGAUGGGGGAAGUUGUCUCCACGAUUCCGACUAUUGGGUUUAACGUGGAGACUGUGCAGUACAACAAUAUCAAGUUUCAGGUCUGGGAUUUAGGUGGACAAACGAGCAUCAGACCAUACUGGCGAUGCUAUUUUCCGAAUACACAAGCAGUGAUCUACGUUGUUGACUCCAGCGAUACAGAUCGAAUCGGGGUGGCAAAAGAGGAGUUUCAUGCAAUUUUGGAGGAAGAGGAAUUGAAAGGUGCGGUGGUUCUCAUAUUUGCAAACAAGCAGGAUCUUCCUGGUGCACUCGAUGAUGCCGCUGUGACAGAAGCCUUGGAGUUGCAUAAGAUAAAGAGUCGCCAGUGGGCAAUCUUCAAAACUUGUGCUGUUAAAGGGGAGGGACUUUUCGAAGGAUUGGACUGGUUGAGUAAUACAUUGAAGUCAGGAAGUGGGUAGAGUCUUCUUCAUACACUUUCUCGUCAUCCCCUCAACAUUGUAUCUUAUCUUCUUUACUUAUGUUUAGUAAUUUGCUUAGUUCUUAAUCUUAAAGAGUUAAUAUCAACGACAUGUUCACUUAUUACUCUUUUUUUGUUUCCUUUUGAGAGAAAAAAAAAACACUCUACACGGAUAUGUGAUUAGAACCCUUGAGAGAUAUAACAUGUUUUACUUUAUUAACAUGUUUACUUUA